Messenger RNA from Homarus americanus (American lobster), 3349 nucleotides. RefSeq lists its product as uncharacterized. The record is from RefSeq and is a predicted model, not a curated record. Bases 131 to 1864 code for a protein of 577 amino acids. The transcript has 13 exons. NCBI's taxonomy places the organism in Eukaryota, Metazoa, Arthropoda, Malacostraca, Decapoda, Nephropidae.
ACUGAGUCGUCCACGCCAGUCUGAUAUUGAUUCUCAUAGGAGGUGAAAGAUUGGUGGUGCGUCCCGUGCUAGGGAGUCGACACUCCUCUAACUCAGCCCACACGCUUUAAGCGGACAGUAACACAAACAGAUGAUGGUGGCCGUGAGGUUCCACGGGCGGCGGGUGGUGGUGUGUCUGUUGCUAGUGGUGGCCGCGUUAGGUGUCUACCAUCUCCUGGCCAUCAACUCCCUUGCAGACGUCAGCAACCGUUUUCUACUCAGAGCCCUAGUGGAGCAUGGAGUGAAAUCCGGGAUUAACACCAAUGUCAAUCCUGCUCACAUGGCUUGCCAACACCCGAUUCUGGAUGUGAAGAAUCCAGAGAUCUACAGGUUCUUCCACCACCUUGACCCGAUCCAGUGUAGUGAAGAACCAAAUUGGGUGUUGGUGAAGGGAUCCCAGGCGACUAUCACCCCACAGGCCCGUGCUGCCCACGGUGACGUAGAGUGUUCCUUCACAGAGCUGUUGAGGGCAGGAGAUGACAACAACCGCCGCGGCCUUACCACCACCACCCACGAUACCUUCACCCUCACCAACACCGAUUUUUAUACUGUCUUCUGCACGGCUAAGGAUGGCAAACAGUGGGAAAACACGAUAGCUGGCAUCCGUCAUGAUGAAGAUCUGCGUUCAAUGGUUACCUGGAACAAAGUACCUGACGACGCCCUCAAACUCAACUUCCUUAUGCUCGGGUUCGACUCCCUCUCACACAACACUUUUAUACGUACUCUGCCCAAGACCUACGCCUUCCUGACGGACACCCUAGGAUCACAUGUUAUGGAGGGUUACAAUAUUGUUGGUGACGGUACACCUCAGCAGCUUAUCCCCAUCCUGACCGGGAAAACGGAGUUAGAAUUACCAGAGACGAGGCGGCGAAUGGGAGAGCAAGCUCAAUACGUCAACACAUACCCUUUUAUCUGGAACGACUUCAAGAAGAAUGGUUAUGUCACUUUGUACGCAGAGGAUUUGCCUCACGUAGGAACCUUCCAGUAUAGGCUGCGAGGGUUCGACAGUCCUCCGACCGACCACUACAUGAGGCCCUUCUAUGUCACUACUUACCCGGAGUUCCAUAACCACCCCAAGCUCUGCCUCAAGGCUACACCUCGCCACAAGGUGUUUUUCAACUAUGUGUACGAUUUCAUGAACGAAUACAAGAAAGAUCCCAAGUUUGCCUUUGCUUUCCACGGGGAGUUGUCUCACGAUGAUUACAACUUAGUGUCCGUCGCUGACCAGGACCUGGUCGAGAUGCUCACGUCGCUGUGGAAUGAUGGCCACCUGAAUAACACCAUCCUCGUCCUGAUGAGCGACCAUGGGCACAGGUUCACCACCAUCCGAGGGACGCAACAGGGUAAGCAGGAGGAGCGACUACCCUUCAUGUCGUUUUACCUUCCUCCAGCCCUUAAGACCACCUACCCUUCUGCUGCUGAUAACGUCAGAAUGAAUAUCCAUCGUCUCACAACCCCUUUCGACCUGUACCCCACCAUGCAAGACAUUCUCCACUUCUCAGGGGCAAGGUUGGGCCAGGCUACAGAGCGAUCCAUUUCCCUAUUCAGUCAGGUUCCUGCCUCGCGUACGUGUGCUGAUGCAUUCAUUGAGCCUCACUGGUGUGCCUGCCUCACUUGGGAGGCGGUAAGCAUAAAGGAAGAUCGAGUGCAGAGGGCUGCCCAUGCGCUAGUCCAUUAUAUCAACACCUACACCGCUCCACAACGUUCUCUUUGUCACGAGCUUAUUAUUCACAAGAUCACAUGGGCCGGGAAGCUCCUCCCAACUAAAGCACACAUUCGUGGGACGCGUGAUAGAGUGAGGUUCUAUUUACAGUGCUUCUCUUGACAAGGAAGAACUACUCAGAGAAAUUGUUCGAGCACACGAAGUUCUGUAUUAUACGAAGUCACCUAAUUACAGGGACCAUAGGUAAUAGGUAUUUGACUGGUUUCAUCCAUUUCAAAUUGUGAACAUAUUUAAUUUUUUUGUUUUUAAUAAAGUGCAAUAAAUUAUAUUAUAAACUUUAAGUGACUAACAUAACAUUCAAUUCUGUAUUAGUAAGCACAUUAAAAUUUAUUAAGUACUAUUAGCUAUUAUUCUCGUGUUCAUGACUAAGCUGAAAAUUUUUUUUCUUUGUAAAAUCACGUGAAGUGACGUGACAAGCGUGAAUCCUAUUGCCGAUUUCACGGUUGUAAGGCCUCGUGAGCUCACAUGAUCUCACGUGACGUGAUAAGCGUGUGUUCCCGCCAUGAGUUACUGGAGAGAUGUGAGGUGCACGGGGCAGCCUGGAACGAGGAGAAUAUUUUAAAACAACUGGUUAUAAUUUUACUCAUUACAUGGUCUGGCAACGUUGAUGAUUCACAUGCUGUCCUUUCAAACCAUCAAGUUUUAGCCUAGAAAAAUCUGGAACUUUAAUGGGAAUUUCCCUUCGACUGACAUUGUGUUAUUUUGAUUAUCGCUUCCUUGUGAUCGCUGUUUGCUAGUUCACUCUCUACGUCAACAUUAUGAAUGAAGUUUUCUCUGUUCGACAGCUAAAUAUGUAUAUUAUUCUCCCAACACGAUAACUAGGCACUUUCUUGAGAUAUAUCCUCAUGCACUUAUGCUCCCUUAGCAAUUUAAACACUUCAACAUCCUUUCAACUGCCCUCUCGAGAGAGCUCCUCUAGAUAAAUGUACCCCAUGCCUUGCAUACAGGUCCCUUCUGCCGUAGAGGCUAUCCCAGUUGGCAACGAAUUGAAAUAAUAUUGUCAAGCGAUAUUUGUCAAGUCCGCUGUUGAUGCCAACUGUCUUUGACAACCAAACACUGCCAAUUCUUGCUAUGCAGAUCACCACUUAUGAUAGGAAUACCGCUGUUAAUCCUAAUAUAUUCGAUAGCUGCCUUGAAUUUACCUAGGAGGGCUUCACUCCUACACCAGCCAAUGUCGUUGCCUCUUUCAUUGAGGUUUGUUCCCAUUACCAGACAUGAUAUUGUCCAUCAUAUCUACUACGUCACACACCCCAGCUCCUGGAAAACACGCCCUUAUCCUACUACUCCUGUCCCUGCCACAGAAGGCACAAUCUCCAACAAUUUCAGUUUCCUUUCCUUCUAUGUCCGCUUUAUCCUUAAAUUUCUUAACAUCCAUUUCGUCCUUCAGAGGAAUAAAUGACUUUAAACAUUUAGCUGCUAUAUUUAUCUUCCUCAGUACCCGUCUAGUUGCCCUUUUCUUCACUACUUUCCACUGGUCAGUGUUUUUGUGUUUAACAGUACCCACUACCUUUCUCAGUAUUCCUCACCUUCCCCGGUACCCCUCACCUUCCUCGGUACCCCUCACCUUCCCCGGUACCCCUCACCUUC